Molecule: messenger RNA, 2065 nt
Organism: Daucus carota subsp. sativus
Lineage: Eukaryota; Viridiplantae; Streptophyta; Magnoliopsida; Apiales; Apiaceae
Product: pectinesterase 1
Exons: 2
Coding region: 216-1946 (576 amino acids)
Biological process (GO): cell wall modification
Molecular function (GO): pectinesterase inhibitor activity; pectinesterase activity
Source: RefSeq, a predicted model, not a curated record
ACUACUUCUGCUGAGCCUUAUUUUUUAACACUUAUCUUACUCGGACCAAGUGUGGACUAGUGGUUUAUAUAAGGCCUUCGGAAGUUCAGACAAUGAAAAAAACAAACCUGUCGAAAUCUUAAACACUCAAAUUUCGCUGUAUAUACAGUUUAUUUGCGCUAGUAAAGGAAAUAGUUUGGAACGUUUCUGAUCUAUUUUGAUUUUGAUUUUGAUUUAUGGAUUCGAUAAAUUCGUUUAAGGGGUAUGGCAAAGUGGAUCCGGUGGAAGAAGCCGCAUUCCGGAAGAAGACACGGAAGCGUCUCGUGAUUCUCAUUGUAUCGGUUGUUCUGCUGGUGGCCAUAAUAGCUGGAGCAGUUGUAGGCACGGUUGUUCACAAGAAGAACAACAAGUCCUCGUCCUCGUCGGCUCCUUCGAGUUCAGUUGCGGCGCUGAAUGCAGUGUGCAAAGAGACAUUGUAUCCAGAGUCGUGCUACUCCAGCAUCUCUGCGCUCAAUUUGGGCGAUACUGCAGAUCCUGAAGAGCUUUUCAGGAUCUCGCUACGCGUGGUCAUUGACUCUGUUCGCUCUCUGUCUCAGACUAUUGGCACCAAAACAGGAGAUGCUAAUGUGACGAGGGCUCUCGGGGUUUGCCAGGAGGUGUUGGAUGAUGCUCUGGACAGGCUCAACGAUACGUUAUCCGCUAUGGAUGGAAAUGAGGCCAAGGGGGAGAAGUUUCUGUCUGUGAGCAAGCUGGAUGAUCUGAAAACGUGGCUCAGCGCGACGAUUACAGAUCAGGAGACUUGCUUGGACGCGCUUGGUGAAUUCAAUGCCACGGCCUUGAUAGGCGAUGGAAUGGACAAACCAGCCCAAUUCGCGAGCAAUAGUUUGAGCAUUGUGGCCAAGAUUCUUGGGGUACUGGCCAAGUUCAAUGUUCCGGUCCAUCGGAGAUUGCUGGGGAUAGGUCAGAGCGGAGGACAUGGAUUUCCAGAGUGGGUGUCUUCAGCCGACAGGAGGCUGCUGCAAGAGGUCAAGCCGAAGCCGGAUGUCACCGUCGCUGCUGAUGGAACUGGGGACUGCAAAACAAUUGGAGAAGCUGUAGGGAGGAUCCCAAAGAAAAGUAAGACGAGAUUUGUGAUUUAUGUGAAAGCAGGGACGUAUCUUGGGAACAACAUUCUCGACAAAUCUAAGUGGAAUGUAAUGAUUUAUGGGGAUGGCAUGGAUAAGACCAUUGUUUCAGGCAGCUUGAACUUCAUCGAUGGAGUUCCCACAUUCUCCACGGCUACUUUUGCUGCCGUGGGUAAAGGAUUCAUCGCAAAGGACAUGACAUUCAAGAACACAGCCGGGGCCGAAAAGCACCAGGCAGUGGCUUUCCGAUCAGGCUCUGAUUUCUCCGUAUUUUAUCGCUGCAACUUCGAUGCUUUCCAAGACACUCUCUACGCCCAUUCCAACCGUCAGUUUUACCGUGAUUGCGAUAUCACUGGAACCAUCGAUUUCAUAUUUGGCAACGCUGCUGUCGUUUUCCAAAACUGCAACAUCAAGCCUAGACAGCCGAUGUCGAACCAGUUCGUGACAAUCACAGCUCAGGGGAAAAAAGAUCCGAAUCAAAACACCGGCAUUUCAAUACAGAAAUGCACAAUCUCAGCGCUAGACAAGGUCACUGCACCAGUUUAUCUUGGCAGGCCCUGGAAAGACUUCUCCACAACUGUGAUCAUGCAGUCAACCAUUGGAGAUUUUUUGCAUCCAUUAGGCUGGAUUGAAUGGGUCAGGGGUGUCGAGCCGCCCAGUUCUAUACUCUAUGCCGAAUACGAAAACACGGGGCCUGGAUCAGCCCUUACCGGCAGAGUUAAAUGGUCUGGUUAUAAGGUUCCUUUCACGGCCGAACAGGCAUCAAAGUUCACUGUUGAUAGUUUUAUUCAAGGUAGUUCAUGGCUGCCAAGUACAGAGGUGGCUUUUGAUUCCAAACUUUGAGAAUGUUAAGUGUGGGGGUUUGUUAUUCUUUUUUAAUUAUUUGAAAAACAGAAGCAUACUGUAAUAUUCGUAGUUUGACAGUACAAUGUUUAAAAUGGUAUUUUUAAGUGCUUUUGAUC